Molecule: messenger RNA, 804 nt
Organism: Fusarium coffeatum
Lineage: Eukaryota; Fungi; Ascomycota; Sordariomycetes; Hypocreales; Nectriaceae
Exons: 3
Coding region: 1-804 (267 amino acids)
Source: RefSeq, a predicted model, not a curated record
AUGGCGACAAUACAGAACACCACCCCUACGAUUCUACUCGAAAAGCCAGUGCAUGAAGUUCCACCGCGAUCUCGUCCGAACUCGGCAGUUAUUCGCAGUGUGAUCAAUGAUGAGGGCCUUCCAGAAGUCGUGCACCCCGAUCAAAACGUGGGACAAAACGUAUACUACGACGCCCCCAUACCGGUAGAUUCGGAAACAGACAAACGAUUUCAUGAAGCACCUAUCCCAAUAGGAACAUUAGACGAACCUGCGCCUCCAUUACCAGCACGAAAAUCCACACCUCAAUAUCCUUACAGUCCAGAUUCUUUCGCGCCCCAACAACCGCCUCAUAGCCAACCGCUUUACAGCCAACCGCCUCACAGUCCAGGUAGUUACGCUCACCAGGGACCUCCACAGUAUCACAACAACGGCGGAUAUGCCCAGCGACCACCAUCUUACAGCGGCAACCAAGUGAUUACAUAUGUGACGCCACUACACGAACUCGGAGAUCACCCAAAAUUCGUCGAUUGUCCCUUCUGCCAACGCCGAGCUGAAACACGAGUAAAGAAAACAUCUUCAAAGUUCACACAUGCCUCUGCAACAGCCCUAGGUUUCACAACCAUUGUCGGUGCCGCUGUUCCAUACGCUGGGAACUGGGCAUGCCACACAACUCAUUACUGCACCAACUGUGAACACAAAGUGGCCAUGCGAAAAUGGGGAUCGAGAGAGAUGAAGGCGUUUGGAACUCCAGAUCAUAUGAGAGAAGUUUCACGAUACCCGUCUGCGAGUUCACAAACGAUGUCCAACGGUUCAAGGAUGGGUUAG